Ambispora leptoticha is the source of this 363-nucleotide messenger RNA. The record is from the annotation of a GenBank genome assembly. NCBI's taxonomy places the organism in Eukaryota, Fungi, Glomeromycota, Glomeromycetes, Archaeosporales, Ambisporaceae.
AUGUCUAAAAGUUCUCGCGUCGCAAUUAUUGGUGCCGGUUCAGUAGGCGCAACGAUUGCCUUCGCUAUUCUACUACAGAAAAUUUCAUCGGAGAUUUUGUUGGUGGACAUUAACCAGGACGUCGUCACAGGACAAGUAAAAGACCUGAGUGAUGCGACUUUUGUGGCGAGUACGCAGAUUCGGGUGGGCACUUAUCAAGAGGCGGGGCAAUGUGACAUUGUGGUUAUUACUGCGGGGGCGAAACAGCAUCCGAAUGAGACAAGAGUUGAGUUAAUUGAAAGAAAUUAUGCUAUUUUGAAAAAUGUGAUUCAAGCCAUGAAACCUUUUAAUCAGAAUCUUAUCUUGUUGAUAGUCGCGAAUCCG